This is a messenger RNA of Asterias rubens (European starfish), 2123 nucleotides long. Its product is annotated as arylsulfatase B-like. The coding region runs from base 134 to 1747 and encodes 537 amino acids. NCBI's taxonomy places the organism in Eukaryota, Metazoa, Echinodermata, Asteroidea, Forcipulatida, Asteriidae. The transcript has 8 exons. The record is from RefSeq and is a predicted model, not a curated record.
GAGAAAGUGUUGCGGUUGCAGUGUUUUGUGUGAGAGUCAGGAUCGUGAAAAGUAGUUUCUAAAAGAAGGAGAGCCAUUGAUGCUUUGUUGGGAAAUGUUUGUAAUGGUGUUAUUGAUAUGUACCUGAAUUCCAAUGUGUGAAAUGAAACACUCCAACUGCAACAUGAAUAAUCUGAUCCAUCUAGUAACUAUGGUAACUGUUUUGCCUGUACUACUAUUAUUAAUCCUUGCUGGUUUUCCAGCCUCCAUUCACUGCGCCUCAACAAGUCGGCCAAAUGUGAUCUUCGUUUUGGCCGAUGAUUACGGCUUCCAUGAUAUUGGUUAUCAUGGCUCCAGAAUCAAAACGCCCUGGCUGGAUAAACUGGCAGCUGGUGGGGUGAAACUGGAGAACUAUUACGUCCAGCCGAUCUGCACCCCGACUCGAAGUCAGCUUAUGAGUGGGAGAUAUCAGAUUCACACCGGUCUGGAGCAUUCAAUCAUCUGGGUUGCACAGCCGAGCUGCCUACCACUUGAAAAUCCAACUAUAGCGGACAGACUCAAAUACCUCGGGUAUGCGACUCAUGCAGUCGGCAAGUGGCAUUUGGGGUUUUAUAAGAAGGCUUGCUGGCCAACGCGACGUGGCUUUGACACAUUCUAUGGAUAUUAUACUGGCAGUGAGGAUUACUACAGUCAUAUGCGUGGUUGUUUCAUGCCGGGUGAUCGUCACUGUGCUGGCUUCUCUGAAGGCUACGAUCUGCGAGACCAAGAAGCACCAGCCUACCAGGAUAAGGGAAACUACUCUACUUUCUUAUUCGCUGAAAGAGCUCAGAGAAUACUGGAAAGUCACGACCCUAAGAAACCGUUUUUUAUGUAUCUUCCAUUCCAAGCUGUCCAUGGCCCCCUUCAAGUACCAGAGCAAUACCUCCAGCAAUACAAAGACAUCAAAGAUAAGAAAAGACGAGUGUACGCCGGCAUGGUGACCUGCAUGGAUGAAGCUAUUGGAAAUAUCACCCAAAGACUCGUCCAGCUCGGCUUGUGGGAUAACACUGUGUUGAUAUUCUCAACAGAUAAUGGUGGCCAGAUAGCAGUAGGAGGGAACAACUGGCCCCUCCGUGGUUGGAAGGCGUCUCUGUGGGAGGGGGGCGUACAUGGUGUCGGAUUCGUCCAUAGCCCACUCAUACCAAAAGUCAAACAGGGCACCGUCAGUACCGAGAUGAUCCACGUUAGCGACUGGUUCCCGACUAUCGUAGCUGGUAUCGCUAAUGGGAGCGUGGCAGGACUGCCCCUUGAUGGGUUCAACGUGUGGGAUUCAAUCAGCAAAGGAGUACCGUCCCCUCGAACGGAGAUUCUUCAUAAUAUUGACGUAUUGACAACUCCUGACUUGGAGAGCCAGCCUACCUUUAAGUCCUAUCUUCCCCGGUUCAAUGAGUCUGGUACCUAUAAUACCAGCAUCAGAGCUGCUAUUAGAAUGGGAGAUUGGAAACUCAUCACGGGUCAACCAGGAAACAGCAGUUGGAUACCACCCCCAGAAGCAGGCAUAGUUCCUAUACACCCAGUGGAGCCUGUCGGUAAACACGUUUGGCUGUUCAAUAUCCAGGAGGAUCCCAACGAGCGUUUCGAUUUAUCCGGCAGCGAGCCAGAUAUUGUUAAAAGGAUGGUUGCCAGAUUGCAGUACUACUAUAGCACCAUGGUGCCGCCAUUUUAUCCGCCCGGGGAUCCAAAAGCUAAUCCAAAACUCCAUGGGGGAAUCUGGACAAACUGGGAGUAGAGAUUAAGAUUUGCCCAAUUUAUGUUUUGGCCAAUCAUGAAUUGUGAAUGCCUUUCUGUCUUAAUACUGUCUGUAUGACAGAAACUUUUAUUGAGUACAUCACAAAAUUUAAUUUUACUUUUCCCUUGCUCUGUUUAAGCAGCUCAAUGAAAUUUGUCCCCAUAUUUUUGACAGACAGUACUUGAAGGCCAUGUGUACUGAAGUACAGUAUAUUGGUUUGGGGAUAAAACUCAAGUUAUUAUUUUCGACUGUGUAUGACAUUGUCUUUUCAAAGAUAUAUUUUUUCAGCAACAUGUUGUAGUAUUAAUAAUAUUUUCUUAAAUACAGCCUUUCUACUUUUAUAGUUUUUUUGUUUUGUUUUUAAGAUGUCCAAUAU